AUGAAAAUGGUUGUUAAAACUUCGGAUAUAACUUCCAACAAAUAUGUAUUUACUAGAAAAGCCGGACGAAGUAUAAUUGAACGAAAGCCUAUAUUUUCACCUGAUGGAGAAUCAAUUGUUAUAGUUGUUGAAAAUUUGGUUCGCGUAUACAACAUUCAAACGGGAGAUUGCACUCGUAUUCUCGAAACUGAUGUCUCUAUAAAUGAGCUUAUUGCAAUACAAUUUCCUGACGAUGAAGACUACAAUUUAUACAGCUGUUCGGAUAAUGGAUAUGUCAUUGCAUGGACUUGGGAACAAGGAGCUGUGUUGCGGGAAACUAAACUUCAAAUUCCAGAAAACUUGCAAGUUCUAACAUUCAAUUUAGUUGACAGUAAUGAAUGUUUUAUCAUUGCCUUAGACCCAAAUAGUAAUCACCUGCAUCUUGGAACAUAUUCUGUUAAAAAUGGAGGCUUAUUAUAUGAAUACAAUGAUUUUAAGCUUCAGUACUUCAACAUUAUUGGUGUCUCUCUAGGCUGGUGUAAUGGUGAUAGAUUUGCAGCUAUAAUAAAUGGAACUAGGACACUUUAUGUACAAAAUUUAUACAAACCACAUUUAAAAAUGGAGCUUGUAAACCAUAACAAAUUCCGCAUCCUAGCAGUAGCAGCUCAUCACAAAGAGAGCUCCAUAGCUAUAACUGAUACAAUUGGCAGAGUAACUGUUAUAAAAGGAAAUUUAUAUAAUUACAAAAGCAUUGCUAGAGAGGUUUUGCACUGGCAUUUCUUGCCUCCUAUGGCUUUAUGCUUUUCUGUUCAAGGAAGCUACCUUAUUUCUGGUGGGAUGGAGAAAGUAUUGGUGAAGUGGACUUUAGGACAUUUAGCAAAUAGACCUAAUGAGAAAGCCUUUAUUCCUCGACUGCCGGGGAUGAUCAGAUUUAUAACAGUGAACAGUUCUCAUAUAGCUAUCACUCUGUCUAACAAUUCUGUAAUAAUAGCGAGUGCACAAAUGCGCGUAAUUUCAACAAUACUGGAGUGUGGUGGGCUGUCUUCUAUGACAAGAGCACUCGGCACCUCAUUAGUAUACCACAGACCAUUGUCUGCAUUACUAAUGCCUGGAAGAACAGGUCAUUUGCAAUUAUAUUCAACCACAACUGAUAAAGUGCUGUAUAAUAUUGAUAUAACAGACAUGAACAGUAUACCAUCUGAAAGGCAAAAUCUAUUUCCUUUAGAGACUGAAGUGUCUUGUGCUGCUAUCAGCGCUGACGGUUCUUGGCUUGUCACAUCUGAGUAUAGAAACGACGGUAUCAACUAUCCAGAAGAAAAACUUAAGUUUUGGGCAGCCCAAUCUAAAAUGGCAUCCCCUUUUAAAUUGAAUACUUGUGUUAACUUAUCUCAUGGUGGAUGCAAUGUUGUUGCUAUAGCCCUAAACAAUAAGGGUGAAUUCUGUGUAUCAUCAGGAACAGAUCAAAAAUUCAGAAUAUGGAAACGCGAUAGCACCUCACAGCAACACAGAAAGAAAGUUUCAUGGAACUGCCUCACAGCUUGUUACUACUCUUCAGGAAUAGCAAAUUUCCUAUCAAAUCCAGUUCUAAAUCAAUUUAAGAGCAGUGAAGCCUUGGAGCCUGGUAAAGUCGAGGAUUUGCCAUAUAUGAAAGAGAUUAAAAAGAAAGAUGACGUCAUAAAUAAAAUUUUUAAUAUGCAUAAAGUUUGUGAUGUAGAGGAUCAAAAGGAUUAUGAUAUGGGUGGUGUGGCAAUUUCCCAAGAUGGUUCCUUAAUAGCUGCUUGGUUUGGAUCAAAACUUACACUAUGGGACACUCAUCUGUGUAACUUGCGAACUACCCUCUCUCACCCGGCUUUACGUCCAAAGGGUAUUCAUGUACAAUUUGGUAAUAAUGAUGCAGCACAUUAUCUGGUUUGUACAACAAAAAAAUGUGUGGUAGUAUGGAGCCUUCUAUCAUUAACUGUGAAGUGGAUGGUCCAAAUCGAAACAACUUGUCUUGUAUCUGACCCCCUGUCAAACAAAAUGGCAAUGGUUACAACAGACAAUGAUGUGUAUGUAUUUAGUCCGCACAGUUCAACUCCGAUACUAAUUCAGAGACGAUUGUUGAGUCCCGACAGCGGCGUGUUCAAGCAAUGCGCUUUCGGCUCGUGCGCGGGCGACGACGUACGACUUUACGUUAUGAGGAAUAAUUCUGAAAUCUACUGUCUUGAACCAGAAAAAUCUGAAGAUGAACGUCUAGAAAUGAUAACUCAACGGAAUCUACCCACAUCGAAAUUUAGUGCUCUCAUAGCAGAACAACGACUGUACGACGUGCGAUCUAGUACUGCUGUUGACGUACACGCCCUGAAUAAGGAUGCUCUUGGCAAUAAUGCCAUUGCCCAGUUCAUGUCGGCUGCUCCACACAUGCUACCACCAGUGAGCCUUUUAUGUCCAUUAUUCUUGCAACAUAUAUCGGGUUACGAAGAAACUGAAGAACCUCAGGAAGAAGAAAGUAUUAUGGACGUUGACCCACAGAGUAGUGACGAUGAAAGUUCUGAAGUUAAAACCACCCACGCUCAAAAAGCUGUUCAGCUUUGGACACCAAAUUAUGAAGAUAUCAAAGAAAAAAGGUUAAAGAAAAUCUUAAAAGAACCCCUAUUAGAUUUACAUAUUACGUCUGCUGUGUUUGGUGUA
Molecule: messenger RNA, 2649 nt
Organism: Brenthis ino (lesser marbled fritillary)
Lineage: Eukaryota; Metazoa; Arthropoda; Insecta; Lepidoptera; Nymphalidae
Source: the annotation of a GenBank genome assembly